Molecule: messenger RNA, 378 nt
Organism: Fusarium fujikuroi IMI 58289
Lineage: Eukaryota; Fungi; Ascomycota; Sordariomycetes; Hypocreales; Nectriaceae
Exons: 3
Coding region: 1-378 (125 amino acids)
Source: RefSeq, a predicted model, not a curated record
AUGCAGCUGAUCAGUCUCUCCGCCAUUGCCCUCUUUGCUACUUCCGCUCUUGCGGCAGACUGCUUCGGUAACAGCCAGAAGGGCAUCCAAGAUUUCCAGGACGCAUACUGGCAGGCUCGCCAGAAGAUGUGCAGCAACUCUGACUGCACUUACCAGCAGGGCUGCACCACCAAGGGAUCAAAGACUAUCAAGGGACUGAUCUCUCUCACCGUCACUGCCGAGCUGAGCCGCAAGAACACUGGAGGCAAGAAGGGUUUCAAGGAUUGCUGGGAUGCCACUGAGAAUAUCAUCAAUCAGUGCGUCAAGGGAACUAACCAGAUGAGUGGAACCUGGGAGUAUGACGGUCAGCUGUACCAGUUCAACGGCUACUACUCUUAG